CAACACUGUACGACUUCAAUCAUUUCUUCUCCACAUUUUGUAUCUUUCUUCUUCUUCUUCUUCCCCAAAUCUUGUUCUCAGUUCUCUAGGGUUUUCACCUUUUCAAUACUCACACGAAAGCUUAUUCAUUUCUUCAUCUGCAAAUGGCGAUCAGCGAUCAGUUUCCUACUGGGUUAAGAAUUCUCGUUGUAGAUGAUGACACUUCCUGCUUGUUCAUCCUCGAGAAAAUGCUUCUACGUCUCAUGUACCAAGUUACAAUUUGCUCACAAGCUGAUGUUGCGUUAACCCUUCUAAGAGAAAGAAAAGACUGUUUCGAUUUGGUUCUAAGUGAUGUACAUAUGCCUGGUAUGAAUGGUUACAAACUUCUCCAACAAGUUGGUCUCGAAAUGGAUCUUCCUGUCAUUAUGAUGUCUGUUGAUGGAAGAACAACUACAGUCAUGACUGGAAUCAACCAUGGAGCUUGUGAUUAUCUAAUCAAACCAAUUCGUCCUGAAGAGCUUAAGAACAUAUGGCAACAUGUUGUUAGAAGGAAAUGUACAAUGAACAAGGAGCUUGGAAAUUCUCAAGUUUUAGAGGAUAACAAGAACAGUGGCAGCGUCGAGACUGUGUAUUCGGCUAGUGAAUGCUCAGAGGGGAGUUUGAUGAAACGUAAGAAGAAGAAGAGAAGUGUUGAUAGAGAAGAUAAUGAAGAUGAUGAAAAUUCGAAGAAGUCGUCACGCGUUGUUUGGUCUAUUGAAUUGCAUCAACAAUUCGUCAAUGCUGUAAACCAGCUUGGAAUUGACAAAGCUGUACCAAAGCGGAUUCUAGAGUUGAUGAAUGUUCCUGGUUUGAGCAGAGAAAACGUGGCUAGUCAUUUACAGAAGUUUCGAUUGUAUCUGAAGAGGUUAAGCGGUGUAGCUUCACAGAGUAAAGACACGGAGUGUAUCAAAAGAUAUGAAAACAUCCAAGCUAUGGUUUCCUCAGGACAAUUACAUCCACAGACACUAGCUGCAUUGUUUGGUCAACCAGUAGAAAAUCAUCUCUCCGCUAGUUUUGGAGUUUGGAUUCCUAAUGAUGAUCUUGGCAGUGGUAGAUCUCACAUUCAAAACUUUGCGGUUGAUGUAUCAUCUACUUCUGACCGUCCUGUUUCUGUCACUACUUCGAUGGCGGUUCAUGGUCUAUCUUCCUCUGCAAAUUUCAGUCAGAAAGGUGAUGCUGACAACAGCAACAGAGACCACAGAAUCAGACAAGGGUAUGGAUCAAAUGUUAAUGAAGAAUCUUGGAUCUUGGGAAAAUGUUCGAGACAACGACACUGAGCAACAUGGAUGGGCUUAAGAAGAUGAAGCUCGUAUUUGUUCUCAAACUAUUUCCUUCACAUCUUCAAAAUUUGAAGAAAACUUGUAAUGUCAGCAAUAUUAGCUUAGGACAUGUACUUGUAUUUGCUAGUUUCUCUUAAUGGGAGAGUACUUAUGUUUAAAUCUUUAGAUUGGUAACAAUAGUAACAUGUUGAAUUGUAAUUGUGUAUUUUGCUAUAGUUGUAUUGUCUUUAGUUGCAUUGUCUCUAAAAGUCUGAAACCUUUAUCACUAA
Molecule: messenger RNA, 1567 nt
Organism: Capsella rubella
Lineage: Eukaryota; Viridiplantae; Streptophyta; Magnoliopsida; Brassicales; Brassicaceae
Product: two-component response regulator ARR14
Exons: 5
Coding region: 144-1295 (383 amino acids)
Biological process (GO): phosphorelay signal transduction system; cytokinin-activated signaling pathway
Molecular function (GO): DNA-binding transcription factor activity; DNA binding
Source: RefSeq, a predicted model, not a curated record